CUCAGGGUAGUAAUAUGAGUACUAGGAGAACUAGUAAUAGGCAAAAUAAGGUGGAUAUUGGAAAGCCAGUGGCAAUAAUUGACAAGGACAGUAAUAGGUUUAGUGGAAUAACAGAAAGGAGCAGGAAGGGUAAAGAGAGAGGAGGGUCUUUAAGUAUUUAUUACACAAAUAGUCGCAGUGCUAGGAAUAAGAUGGACGAGUUGAGACUAGUUGCUAGUGCAGGUAACAUAGAUGUAUUUGCCAUUACUGAGACGUGGUUUAAUUCAAAACGUCGGGACAUGCCUGCAGAAUGUCACAUUCAGGGUUUUAAAUUGUUCCAAGUAGAUAGAAGUAUCGGGAAGGGGGGUGGGGUGGCACUGUAUGUCCGAGAUCGCUUGAACUGUUGCAUUCUUAUAAAAACGGGUAUUAAGUCUGAAGUAACACAUACAGAGUCUGUUUGGAUAGAAUUUUCAGAGGGGCAUGAAAAGUUAAUUUUAGGUGUGAUAUACCGUCCCCCAAAUUUAGAUAGGGACCAGGGGAGACUACUAUGGGAGGAAAUUGUUAGGGCCACAAUGCACGAUAAUGUAGUAAUUCUAGGAGACUUUAACUUUAGUCAUAUUGAUUGGAAUUUCUUGACUGGGAAUUUAGAAUCAUACGACUUCUUAGAAGUAGUUCAGGAUUGUUUUUUGAAGCAGUUUGUGACAGAACCUACAAGGGGUAAUAACCUGCUUGACUUAGUUCUGGCAAACAAUGAAUCCCUUGUUAAUUAUUUAGAAGUUUCAGAGGAACUGGGUGCUAGCGACCACAAAUCAAUUACAUUUAGAAUUGAAUGGAAGUAUGAUAGUAGGGAUAACUCAGUAACAGUCCCAGAUUUUCGCUUAGCAGAUUACGAUGGGCUUAGAGAACACUUGUCAUCUGUUGACUGGGGUAACGAAGAGAGCUAUCAAUAUGACAGUUUUCUGAACACAAUACAUGCUGCUCAAAGAACGUUUAUCCCUGACCACGAACUUCGUUUUAAAGUCUAUCGAAAACCCACCAACCAAAACGAUCUUCUCCACUUCUACUCUCACCACGACACGAAAACCAAACGUGGUGUGAUUAUAGGCUUCUUCCUACGUGCACUCAGAAUCUGCAGCAAUGAGUUCCUUGAGGAAGAAUGCACUAUAAUUGAACAAGUAUUUUCUAAACUCCACUAUCCUCGUCACUUUAUCAGAGACUGCAGACGGCGGGCAUUAAACAUCUUCAACACACCCAGAGAAGACACUGCCGAGAAGAGAUACAUAGUCCUCCCCAACAACUCCAUUGCCAAACAUGUUUCCAACAUCUUUGCCAAAACAUCAUUCCAAGUAUCUACCUCCACAACCACGACCAUCAAGGACAUCACCAGUAGUAGACAGGACAAGCCUCCAUCCUCUGCAGGGGUUAUACAUAAUCCCUUGUAAUGACUGCAACAAAUUAUAUGUGGGCGAAACAUCAAGAGACCUCCAAACACGCAUUUCAGAACACCAAUAUGCAAGCAGGACUGACGAUACAAGGAAUGCCUGUGUACAGCAUCGCAAUUCACACAACCAUUUAAUUAACUACAGAAACUCAAGACUUAUAGCCACAGAAGACAACACUAAAUACAGAAGAAUCCUGGAAUUAUCGCUUAUCUCUAUAACCAACAAUUUCAACCAGAACAAUGGCUUCUAUAACAUAGCUGAACCACUCGCCAAGAAACUUCUUCAUCGCUAAGAACAUAGAACACUGCAGAAGGUCUACAACUUGUCCAAUACCCCUGCCAAGCUACCCAAGACUCUAUAACCCCACCCGGUAGAUCAUCAGAUGCAGCAUUCUCCACCUGACCUCAACAUUCUGACUAUAAAUACUCUCGUACCUUCCAACCCCAGGUAGAUCCGUGUGUGACUUGAAAAAGCCCACUGUGUGGGUGAAACGUUGUCAAUAAAGGAUCACAUUAUACUGCAUUUGUGUUUAUAUUUCCAGGGUGAUCAGGUACAGAUUGAGAGACCGGGAGGGGGGGGGGUGAACACGAGAGCACAGCUGAAAGUGGAAAACAAGAGAUGAGUCACAAGGAUGUUAGAAAGCAUUUCUUCAAUGUUAGUCGGGAAGUGGAACCACCUGGAGAAUGACGUGGUAGAGGCAGGAUUCGUGCAUAACUUUAAGAGGAGGUACGAUAAGAGACUCGAAGUCAUGAGAGAGUGAAGCUAGUUGCCAUCAGACUGGGCCAGGAGCUGAGACUCGACUCCUGCAACCACAUACUGAUGAGUACAUAUAGGUGAAUACACGAUCCUUUCUUAAAAAAUGCAACCGUGUUAAGAAACAUUCUCCCCAUUAGUCUCCCUCCCCCCCCCCAAAAAAAAAAAAAAAAACUAAAAAAAAUGUAAUGCCAGCUCGUUUAAAAAAAAAAAAUCCCAAAACAGAUUGUUUUCCUUUCUGAAAUAAUAUACAAUUUUUAAAAACUCGUCUCCCAUCAGAAUGUUCUUACAUUAAAUAAGCAGAUCGUCCGUAAGAGAGUCCUCACGACCUUCUAGGAAGUCACUCGUCGUGCAUAAGAUGAUCAUCUUAAACAGUGUUGCUUCUGCUCUCACUAUCAAAAUAGGGCACAGCCUUCUAAAAAAAGACACCCCCCUCCCUUACAAAAUUCACUCUACACCGACAUUGCGGAAAAUUGUUAUUCAUGAGAAACGGCUAGAAUUAGAAGCUUAGUUAAAAAUUAUAUAAAAUACAGACAAGUUGAAGAUUAAGACACGUGCAACAGUUGGGUAUCUUUAUUGAUAAAACGUUUCGCCUUUACAGUAGGCUUCUUCAGUCAAAUACAGUGGGAGCAGUAGUAAUGAAAUAAAGAUGAUGUAAUCAGUCCAUCAACUUUGAAGAAAAAGUAUAUGAGGUGGGCAGCCUGGAGAAGAGUUCAGCUCCAUGGAGCUGAACUCUUGCACAUGUAUCUUGAAGAUUGAGACACUUAUGCAGCAUAUAUGAUCCCGCCUCCGUCUGCUUCAAGUCACCUCACUACAGUAUAUAAGCCACGUCUACGGCCCUAUGCUGUACAUUCUACAAGAUUGAUGGACUGAACACAUCGACUCCAGGCUGAGGGACUGAUUACCUCAUUCUCCUCCUCUCCUUACGCCUUCCUCUUUGUAUUGGACUGAAGCCACUGUGUGGCGAAACGUUUCCUGAUUAAAGAUUCCCAUAUGCUGCAUAAGUGUCUCAAUCUUCAACUUGUCGGUUUUUCAAACCAUUCAUCACACAUGUAUCUUAAUCUUCACAUGUCUUAAUCUUCAAGUAGAAGUUUUCUUAAAGACUCAACACCUUUACGAAAGUAAUCCUCUCACAUCACAGUAGUCGUCGCCUCGUACACCUGAUGCGUUUAUCAAAGUCUUUCUCUCGCAUCACAAUCUUCUUGCACUCGUAAUACCUUGAUAGAACUGUUCGCUCGCAUCACAACCUUCUUGCUCUAUUAAUACCUUGAUAGAAUUGUUCUCUCACAUCAUAGGGACCGCUCACACCCUCAUACUUCACCCAGUUAUUCUCUCAUAUUAGUCUUCUCAUUAAAAUUAUCCUCACAUCAUAGGGUCUUCCAUACACCCACAACACCCCCAUCAAAGUUAUGCUUUCACAUCACAAAUAUUAUCCUAGAAGUAACAUAUCCUUUUCCAAAAAAAUCUGACGUUCUUGCAAAAAUAUAUUCGACUUGGCGGUCGGUAAAAGACACACAUGCGCUGAUAAACACAUUUGUUAAGGAAACUUUUCGUCAUAAGUUUCUCCUUCAGUCUUUAUCAUAUCUUUGACCUCCAACUUGUCGUUUUCACCAUAACACUUCCACCAUAUACUAAAUUGUAAAUUUAGUUUCAUUUGAUGGAGCCCCUACUCCUUCUUUCCAAAGAAGUUCUGGAUUGACAAGCUAUGUGGCUCCCUUAAGGGUUUAUUGAAUCCCUAUGAAUAUAAUAAAAGAGUGGUUGAGGGUAGUACUGUCUACUGCUGGCGUCAAGAUAGAUAUGAAACAGAACAUGCCCUUAAUUUGACAGUUUUCUUCUAAGACGAGCUUUAUUGAUACAACGAAUAAGGGUUGUUACGAUUCAAACAUCUUUUACAUUAUUAACGAAUAAAGUAUUUCUUUGCUGACUUGAUAGGCAGGAGAGGUACUAAAACGAACAGAUAUCAUUGUCUCUAUUUUGUACGUGGUGGGAAGGGUGUAAGGUACAAGGUGUAUGGUAUAAGGGAUAUGAAGGGGUGUCUGGUACAUGGAAAUGAUGUCUGGUAUAACGGAUGGGGUGUAUGGUACAAGGGAUGGGAGGGGUAAGGGUGUGUUAACCAUCACGGAUGUGUGGGGGGAAUGUGGUCAAGGGCGGACCCUGGCCUCAUCUGCCGCCCUCAUGUUCUGGAUCUUGUCUGUUGGGGGGCGUGAAGUGCCACUAGUUUGUGUGUGUGUGUGUGUGUGUGUGUGUGUACUCAUUUGUACUCAGCUAUUUGUGGUUGCAGGGGUCGAGUCUUAGCUCCUGGCCCCGCCUCUUCACUGGUUGUUACUGGGUUCUCUCUCUCCCUGCUCCAUGAGCUUUAUCAAACCUCGUCUUAAAACUAAGUAUGGUUCCCGCCUCCACUGCGUCUGUGUGUGUGUGUGUACUCACCUAGUUGUACUCACCUAGUUGAGGUUGAAGGGGUCGAGUCCAAGCUCCUGGCCCCGCCUCUUCACUGAUCGCUACUAGGUCACUCUCCCUGAACCGUGAGCUUUAUCAUACCUCUGCUUAAAGCUAUGUAUGGAUCCUGCCUCCACUACAUCGCUUCCCAAACUAUUCCACUUGCUGACUACUCUGUGGCUGAAGAAAUACUUCCUAACAUCCCUGUGAUUCAUCUGUGUCUUCAACUUCCAUUUGUGUCCCCUUGUUGCUGUGUCCCAUCUCUGGAACAUCCUGUCUUUGUCUACCUUGUCAAUUUCUCUCAGUAUUUUGUAUGCCGUUAUCAUGUCCCCCCUAUCUCUCCUGUCCUCCAGUGUCGUCAGGUUUAUUUCCCUUAACCUCUCCUCGUAGGACAUACCUCUUAGCUCGGGGACUAGUCUUGUUGCAAACCUUUGCACUUUUUCUAGUUUCUUUACGUGCUUGGCUAGGUGUGGGUUUCAGACUGGUGCCGCAUACUCCAAUAUGGGCCUAACGUACACGGUGUACAGGGUCCUGAACGAUUCCUUAUUAAGAUGUCGGAAUGCUGUUCUGAGGUUUGCUAGGCGCCCAUAUGCUGCAGCAGUUAUUUGGUUGAUGUGCGCUUCAGGAGAUGUGCUUGGUGUUAUACUCACCCCAAGAUCUUUUUCCUCGAGUGAGGUUUGUAGUCUCUGGCCCCCCUAGACUGUACUCCGUAUGCGGUCUUCUUUGCCCUUCCCCAAUCUUCAUGACUUUGCACUUGGUGGGGUUGACCUCCAGGAGCCAAUUGCUGGACCAGGUCUGCAGCCUGUCCAGAUCCCUUUGUAGUUCUGCCUGGUCUUCGAUCGAAUGAAUUCUUCUCAUCAACUUCACGUCAUCUGCAAACAGUGACACUUCGAAGUCUAUUCUUUCCGUCAUGUCGUUCACAAAUACCAGAAACAGCACUGGUCCUAGGACUGACCCCUGUGGGACCCCGCUGGUCACAGGUGCCCACUCUGACACCUCGCCACGUACCAUGACUCGCUGCUGUCUUCCUGACAAGUAUUCCCUGAUCCAUUGUAGUGCCUUCCCUGUUAUCCCAGCUUGGUCCUCCAGUUUUUGCACUAAUCUCUUGUGUGGAACUGUGUCAAACGCCUUCUUGCAGUCUAAGAAAAUGCAAUCCACCCAACCCUCUCUCUCUUGUCUUACUGCUGUCACCCUGUGUUGCGUACAGGGCCACUACUUAAGCCUGUUUAGCCCUUGCAACAAAUAAACAGGAUUGAAUAUCCUGUUCUAGAUGAAAUCAUUCGAGGGUUCAGUAGUAAACAAUCACAAUGUUUCUUUCCGGUAUUUUAUUAAGUUUCUUAAUAAACCAUAGAAGGGUUUUAUAUUAACUUUAAAAAGGUCGCACCAUAAAACAGAGUACUCAUGAAAUUUACACUUAAGUUCACUUAAAAGAUAAUACACAGUAUUAUCUUGAUUAUAGUACUGAACGGCUCUAGUAUCAUAACACCUUCUCUUCACAUAUUAACACUUUACUUAACUCAAUCCAAAUGAGACAGAAGACGUAACACUUCAAUAAUAAUUCACUCUUAUUCAACUUUCAUAAUAUACUAAGUGAGAUUAGGAAUAUUUUACACUUAAAGGAAUUUUGAGGCGAGUCUGUCUCCCAUGACUUUUUUCACCGUCCUCUUUGAACCAAUACUGCUUAAAUUCACUCCUAGCAGAGCUAGGGACAAUCACCAGCGUCUCCAAAACAGCAACACACACUUCGUCCAAGACGUUUCUGUCAGAUACCGUCCGAGGUACUGGAGGGUCACUAGGGAACCUCAUGUGGGACCAGAAGUUUAAAUCCAGGAAUCGGGGAGCUUCCCUCACGAGAGGUGAGGAAGGUAAGAACUGAACUCUGUGAGGCUUUACCAGCCCACUUUGCCUCGGUCGGAGCAGGGGUCGAGCAGCUCAAAACACCUACUGGUGCUUGGCCAGGUCACCAGCAGUUGACACUAAUUAAAUGACCUACCUAAAUACAAAGCUAAGUAAUACGACCAGAUAAUAUUAUAAAGUCAAGUAAAUCCAUUUUAGCUACUAAUGGAAUUACUCCUGAAUAUAAUAUUAAGUGAAAUAGCAAAAAUAACAUGUAAUAGUAUACCAUUGUGAUAAGAAAAUGAACAAAAUGAACAAAAGGGUGUAACACCCUGUCAUAGAACUCCAGUGGGUUUGUGACACAGGAUUUCCCGUCCCUGAAACCAUGUUGGCUGCUGUUGAUGAGAUCAUUCCUUUCUAGGUGUUCCACCACUCUUCUCCUGAUAAUCUUCUCCAUGACUUUGCAUACUAUACAUGUCAGUGACACUGGUCUGUAGUUUAGUGCUUCAUGUCUGUCUCCUUUUUUAAAGAUUGGGACUACAUUUGCUGUCUUCCAUGCCUCAGGCAAUCUCCCUGUUUCGAUAUAUGUAUUGAAUAUUGUUGUUAGGGGUACACAUAGCGCCUCUGCUCCCUCUCUCAGGACCCAUGGAGAGAUGUUAUCCGGCCCCAUUGCCUUUGAGGUAUCUAGCUCACUCGGAAGCCUCUUCACUUCUUCCUCGGUUGUGUGUGCUGGGUCCAGCACUUGGUGGUGUACCCCACCUCUCCGUCUUUUUGGAGCCUCUUCUGUCUCCUCUGUAAACACUUCUUUGAAUCUCUUGUUGAGUUCUUCACAUACUUCACGGUCAUUUCUUGCUGUCUCUCCUCCUUCCUUCCUUAGCCUGAUUACCUGGUCCUUAACUGUUGUUUUCCUGAUGUGGCUGUAUAACAGCUCCGAGUCAGAUUUGGAUUUUGCCGCUAUGUCGUUUUCAUAUUGUCGUUGGGCCUCCCUUCUUAUUUGUGCAUAGUCAUUUCUGGCUCUACGACUGCUCUCCUUAUUCUCCUGGAUCCUUUGCCUUCUAUAUUUCUUCCAUUACCUAGCACACUUGGUUUUUGCCUCCCUGCACCUUUGGGUGAACCAUGGGUUGUGUGUGUGUGUGUGUGUGUGUGUACUCAGUUGUGCUCACCUAGUUGAGGUUGCAGGGGUCGAGUCCAAGCUCCUGGCCCCGCCUCUUCACUGGUCGCUGCUAGGUCACUCUCCCUGAACCGUGAGCUUUAUCAUACCUCUGCUUAAAGCUAUGUAGGGAUCCUGCCUCCACUACAUCGCUUCCCAAACUAUUCCACUUCCUGACUACUCUGUGGCUGAAGAAAUACUUCCUAACAUCCCUGUGAUUCAUCUGUGUCUUCAACUUCCAACUGUGUCCCCUAGUUGUUGUUGUUGUGUGUGUGUGUGUGUGUGUGUGUGUGUGUGUGUGUGUGUGUGUGUGUGCGUGCGUGCGCGCGCGCCUUAAUCGCACCAUUAUAAGCAUACUUGCAGGACCUGCGAAGAGUAACCUUUGUAUGUGGAGAGAAACUGUUUGGAGGAAAGGAAAGUGGAUUUGAAGACAAUAGUAGCGUUGAAGCUCCCGCAUCCGCUACCUAUACAUACGCUCUUGCAUACUCACUGCUACAACACAAAUCAACCACUGCCACACCGACAUAAAUCAGAUACCACUGCCACACCGACAUAAAUCAGAUACCACUGCCACACCAGCAUAAAUCAGAUACCACUGCCACACCAACACAAAUCAACCGCUGCCACACCAAAACAAAUCACCCACCGCCACUCCAAGACAACACAAACACAAGAUACUGGGAAGGCGGAAGGUGACCAACAGGUGGGCACCGGAGCUCAAGUGUCUAAUGUUAUACCUUGGUCUCACCCGCUGGUGCCACUAUCCUCCCCCACCCUUGUCCUCCUAGUGCUCUGGCAGCGUGGCACUGUCCUCGAGUAUAUAAGGGCACCUACCUCACCCUCAUGGUCAGUCACAGCGUCUCUGCACCUCUGCCAGUGACCUGUGAGUGUCUUUAUCCAGUGCGCAAGUGUAGUGUGCAGUCUGUACUUCUAAACAGGUAUUUCCACUGUGACGAGUGUUAUGUUUCUGCAGCAAGCAACUAGAUACAUCUGGUCCUCGUCAGGUGACUUCCAAGUUCGUUGUAUGUCGUGUGUGUGUGUGUGUGUGUGUGUGUGUAUGGACAAGUGCGACUCCUUGUGACGAAGUGUGUCCGGGAGCAGAGUGAAGACAAGCAAGUAAGUGUGAGCUUGAUUGACAGCAGAUACCAGAGCAGUAGCUGAGGGGAAGUCUGGUGUAGUCGGCUUCUCAUAUACGUUACGUCUCUCCAAGGGAGCGUUUGAAAGAUUUUGCCUCGAGGGGCGAGUUUAUUGAGCAGUGCCACUUAUUCUGUGAAGGAACAUACCUUCAUAAAGACGAGACCUUUCAGCUCAAAUAGUGGACACGUCAUUGGCUAUACCUCUUCCAUCCUCGGAAGGAGAGCGUGAAGAAGCAGCCUGUUGAAGGCUUCACCGCCGUUGGUAGGAAGAAGCCGAGGCGUGGGGGCUUGAGGGUGGUGUGCCGCGGCUGGUGGAGCCGCCACAGCCACCGUCAGUAGUACCUCAGCUAUGUCGACCAAGUGUACUACGAUGAGACGGAAGGGAAGGCAACAGCGGCAGCGCCAACGACCCAUCUCUGCCCCGAAGUCGCGAGCCACGUCGUCGUCUUCCUCCUCUGUAGGAGAAAAGGAGAUCCCAGAAACGACGCCAUGUCUUCGACACUGCCUCGAGCAGCAGACUAUUCAACUAGGGUAGCGGGAGAGGAGGCUCGCUCGAUAAUUGAAUCAGGGUCCUUUUGGUUAUGAGCUGAACCACUGAGCCAAGAGAUGCCGUGAGAGUGGCACAGGAAGGGGGGAGAGUUUUGUGGCAACAUUAGUCCACCACAUUUCCUGUAGUUGGUGAAGUGGUGAGUGGGUGACCCUGGUAGUGCCAGAGCCUGGCUGGACGCCGUCUGGCACGGUCCUGCUGCCGCCGGUGUCCCGCACCCGGGGGGGGACACGUCUUCACUACUGUGCAGAAGACCAUUUUAGUAACUGAGGAAUUGUUUUGCAAGUGUCGAGGAAGUGGAUCAAACUAUGACGGGUGAUGUCUGCGGGAGUCGGAGCGACCAAAGUUAAGGCGGCGCUGUAUUUGGCACUAGUGUUGGUUUCCCAUUGUUGCUGGGGCCCAGCAGGUGGCCGGGUACUGGGACAGUCAUACAGUGAUCCUCAUCUAUACAACAUCACCAUGACAGGUUAGUCCCAUGUUAAAAAAAUAUAACUCCUUCUGCCACCUCUUGGCCCUACUGAAAUAUCACUUACUGUAGACUGACAGGUUUCGUUACCUUGUAUAUGAAAUCCUGUGUAAGGAAGUAUGACAGGGAAAUAGCUUUUGUUCUCACCCUGUGACUCGUAUAACAGGGUAGCCGUACACUGCGGGCGUUCCCAUCUUGUAACUCAUAUCAGUAUAAUAUGGUAACAGUGCAAUACGGGUGUUCUUAUAUCUAUCAACCAUUUUAUGAAGGCUAUAUGCAUCAUUUUGGCAGUUCUAAUAUUUGCACCAUAAUUAGGUCUCUAUAUCACCAGUACAGUUAUCAACCAUAGCUGCUAGCAGGCUAGACACAUUGUGCAUGUGCCAGUACAGCCAAGCUUUUCUCAGCAGUUCUCCUUGGGCUUACACGACAGACGUUAUGGAGGCUCACCCAGAUGUUUCACUGAAUAACUACCAUUGACAUAUUUGAAUCUCUACUACUUUUCUACCAUGACGAACAGCAACCCUUCUCUGAAAAUUACACGUACUGGCAACACUACAGUGUUGGUUUAUAUUUUGUACAGCUGUGAGCAUGCAUGGGAGAGUCAUACCUAGAUAAGUUGCCCGUUAUCAUCUAACUGUAUGUUGUUGUGGGUUCAGAGGUUUGUAAGGGCUCAGAGGCCAGGCUUGAGUACCUUUGUGUGUGUGUUAGUUACCAUUUUGUCCUAGGCACAUGUCGAUUAGACACUAGGCCUGUUGUACGUGUGUAUCUGUGUGUGUGUAUAGUGAGAGUGGCAUGUGUGUCUGUGUGUGUGUUUGUGUCUGCGUGUGUGUGUCUGCGUGUGUGUGUUGGUGUGUGUGUGUUGGUGUGUGUGUGUUGGUGUGUGUUGGUGUGUGUUGGUGUGUGUGUACUCACCUAGUUGUACUCACCUAGUUGAGGUUGUGAGGGUCGAGUCCGAGCUCCUGGCCCCGCCUCUUCACUGAUCGCUACUAGGUCACUCUCCCUGAGCCGUGAGCUUUAUCAUACCUCUGCUUAAAGCUAUGUAUGGAUCCUGCCUCCACUACAUCGCUUCCCAAACUAUCCCAUUUACUGACUACUCUGUGGCUGAAGAAAUACUUCCUAACAUCCCUGUGAUUCAUCUGUGUCUUCAACUUCCAACUGUGUCCCCUUGUUACUGUGUCCAAUCUCUGGAACAUCCUGUCUUUGUCCACCUUGUCAAUUCCUCUCAGUAUUUUGUAUG
This is a messenger RNA of Cherax quadricarinatus, 10982 nucleotides long. Lineage: Eukaryota; Metazoa; Arthropoda; Malacostraca; Decapoda; Parastacidae. The record is from RefSeq and is a predicted model, not a curated record.